GCCCGGCCACGGCCACGGCCACGGCCAUGGCGAGCGGCGGCGGCGGGGGCGCUGCGAACCCGGGCGCGGGGCUGGGCCUGGGCGCGGGCCUGGGGCUGAGCCUGGCCAUGGGUGAGGCCGCGGGCGAGGCGGACGACGAGGCGGCCACGGCCGAGGCGGUGGGCCGCCUGGCCACGGCGCUGCGGCUGCGGCUCCGCGGCUGGGAGGCGGCGCUGGCGGCGGCGCAGCGGCUGCUGGUGUGGGAGAAGCCGCUGCACAGCCUCAUCACGGCCGCCGCGCUCAACGGCCUCUUCUGGUUGCUGUCAUCGUCAUCCCUCCGGCCCAUCUUUCUGCUCAGCGUGUCACUUUUAGCCUAUUUUCUGCUGGAUCUCUGGCAGCCGCGCUGCUUCUCUGAUGUCUCAGCAUCAUCCCCUGAGGAGCCACACUCAGACAGUGAGGGUGCGGGGUCAGGCGCCCGGCCGCACCUGCUGAGUGUGCCCGAGCUGUGCAGAUACCUGGCUGAGAGCUGGCUCACCUUCCAGAUUCACCUGCAGGAGUUGCUGCAGUACAAGAGGCAGAACCCGGCCCAGUUCUGCGCCCGUGUCUGUUCCGGCUGUGCCGUGCUGGCGGUGCUCGGCCACUAUGUGCCGGGGAUCAUGAUCUCCUACAUCGUCUUGCUGAGCAUCCUGUUGUGGCCCCUGGUGGUCUACCACGAGCUCAUCCAGCGGAUGUACACGCGCCUCGAGCCCCUGCUCAUGCAGCUGGACUACAGCAUGAAGGCCGAGGCCGACGCCCUGCAUCACAAGCACGACAAGAGAAAGCGCCUGGGGAAGACGGCGCCCCCCGGUGGGGAGGAGCCGCUGGCGGAGACGGAGAGUGAGAGCGAGGCGGAGCUGGCCGGCUUCUCCCCGGUGGUGGAUGUGAAGAAGACGGCCCUGGCCCUGGCCAUCACUGACUCGGAGCUGUCCGAUGAAGAGGCUUCCAUCUUGGAGAGCGGCGGCUUCUCUGUGUCGCGGGCUACCACCCCACAGCUGACCGACGUCUCGGAGGAUCUGGAUCAGCAGAGCCUGCCCAGCGAGCCCGAGGAGGCCCUGAGCCGGGAGCUGGGAGAAGGGGAGGAGCCGGAACUGGCCCCUCGGGGAGACCUGCUGGGCCCCCCGCAGGCCUGCUCCAAGCGCGCCCUGGACUCGGAGGAGGAGGCGGCAGUGGCGGCGGCAGCCCAGGAAACCUUGCUGCGACUCUCGUCCCCCCUCCACUUUGUGAACACGCACUUCAACGGGGCGGGCGCGGCCCCCGACGGCAGCUCGCAGCUCUCCCCCGGGGUGCCCGUGGAGGGGCUGAGGCUGGCGGCCCUGAGCGACGACCUUCCUGCUGCACCCGGCACCCCGGCACCCCUCCUCAGCCGGGCCGGAAGUGACCCGGCCACCUCCCCGGCUGUGCUCCCGCCACCUCCGCCCCAGGACUCGCCCCAGCCCCUGGCCGCCCCCGAGGAAGAGGAGGGGCUCACCACCGAGGACUUCGAGCUGUUGGAUCAGGGGGAGCUGGAGCAGCUGAACGCCGAGCUGGGCCUGGGCCCGGGCCCAGAGCCCACCCCGGAGCCCGCCGCAGAGCCCGCCGGGGCCCUGGGGCCCGCUGUCCCAGCCCCUGCCCAGUCAGACCAAGAAGCUCGGGCCGGGGAAGAGCCCUGAGCCACGGACAGGGGCCUUCCUGGUGAGCGGGUUCCUGCUUCCUUUUUUCCCUGCCACUCUGGUGGGGGGGCUCUCGGGGUGGGAGGGGGAGCUGGCUGCCAUCUGGAGCCCGUCCCCACUGUGGCCCGCACCCGCCCACCACCUCCGAAUGGGAGCGCAGUCGCGCCAGGACGCGUUUUAAGCUUUUCAGUCAUUUGACGUUGGGAUUCGUGGAUGUGAACAGGGCUAGGAGCGUCCGUCCGUCCCCCUCGCCUGCGCUGGCCUUCCUGCCGCAUCUUUAUUCUUCCACUCCGCCCCGGGCCUCUGUCCCUGCCUUCCUCCUGUCCUCAGGGACCCGUGCUGCUCUGUCCUUGUGUUUAGAUCAGGCACUUUAUUGUCUCUCUCUAUCUCUCUUCCUGCGUCCUUCCCCUGCCGUGUCCUGCCCUUUGCGGUUCACCUCUCCCCUUUGCCAGCUCCUUCCCUGCGAGGCACGUCAGACCAGCACUGCGAUCAGAGCCCUGGAACCUUCCGCCCCCACGCCCCGCCCUGGUUGGGCCCAGCCUCCUGUGCGUGGUUGGGGAGGAGAGCAGGGGCUCUGCGAGCAGGAACUUGGCCUGUGGGGGAGAGGGGCUUGCUGGCCGGCCCAGGGAGGAGGACGGUGACCGUGCCUGGACCACGGGCAGGCCAGUUGUGCUGGGGACCCCCUACCCGGGUGCCAGGGGCAGGAAGGGGGGAGGGACCUCUGUGCAGGUGUCAGCAAAAUAAAGUGUUGAUUGGCUAGAUCUGCUGCCGCCUGCCUCCCUCGCUGCUGUCCCCUCCCUGCCGCCUGAAUAGUCGCCUCCUGGCUGUGGGACAGGUCCAGACCAAGGCUCACCCGAGAGCCUGACCUUGCCCUUAGCCAUCUUCCCAACCAUGUGGUGUGUCUUAGUGAGAUUUAGCAUGUGUGAAUAAAGUGUAUGCAGGAGGAAA
Sorex araneus (European shrew) is the source of this 2615-nucleotide messenger RNA. RefSeq names its product reticulophagy regulator family member 2 (gene RETREG2). The record is from RefSeq and is a predicted model, not a curated record. The transcript is spliced from 9 exons. Bases 27 to 1667 code for a protein of 546 amino acids. NCBI's taxonomy places the organism in Eukaryota, Metazoa, Chordata, Mammalia, Eulipotyphla, Soricidae.